Limulus polyphemus (Atlantic horseshoe crab) is the source of this 1596-nucleotide messenger RNA. Its product is annotated as tetraspanin-9-like. The record is from RefSeq and is a predicted model, not a curated record. The transcript has 8 exons. Gene Ontology annotation, cellular component: membrane. Lineage: Eukaryota; Metazoa; Arthropoda; Merostomata; Xiphosura; Limulidae. Bases 581 to 1369 code for a protein of 262 amino acids.
UUUACAUUAUUAUGUGACCACGUGUCAAGUAAAAUAUGACAACUUCACUGUAGUGUUCACGUUUUGUAACUUACACGAAGUUCUAUUUCAUUUCACGUAUUUGUUUUUGAAGCUUCAAAAUUAUGGUUAGACAUUUUAUUUGUUUUUUUUUAUAAGUCUUAUCUCAGAGGAAGAAAUAUUUUACGAAUAGCGGCAAAAAGGCCACGUUUUUCUUUAAAACUUUUCUCGGCAAAACAAAAUCUUUAUUCGGAAGUUAUCGCCCCCUGACCAGAGUUAACGACAAAGAACGCUUACGAUCAGAGAAAACCGGUCAAGUGCAGAGUUUUAAACUUAGCAUUGUACUUACUGCUAAUGCUAUGCUGUCGGGGAACUUAAUGAAUCAAGGCGUUUUGUGUGAUGUGGUCUCUUAAUUUACCGUCUCACCAUUCGCUGUUCAGUGUACUGCACACCACGACUAGAAGACUGUGAGUUAGAGCUUCGGAUGCGAUCAGUUGGUCUGGUUGCGUGAGCUUCGACGAAGACUACAAGUAAUAAACGCUUCAGUAAAUGUAUGUUUCAAUGACUUUAUAAAAGUUGAGAAAUGGGAAGAUCAGGCUAUACGUGUGUUCGUCGUACACUUUGUUGGCUCAAUCUGUUUUUUUGGAUUAUAGGGUGUGGCAUACUGGGAGUUGGAGUCUGGCUUCAUUUAGCAUAUGGAGGGUUUGCAAAACUGUUACCAACUUAUCGCGUACUAAGUGCUGAUAGCCUAUGUAUGGCUGCUGGAGUCCUUAUAUUCCUUGUUGGAUUUCUUGGCUGUUGUGGAUCUUGGUUUGAAACUAAAUGCCUUCUCGUGGUCGGUCUUCACGGACCCCAAAUAUUGUGUAAACAUCGGUGGCGACAGAUGGAAUAUUUCAUCAUUGUGGUGUUAGUUUUCCUCCUUGAGUUCACAGCUGGCACUUUAGGGUUUGCUUAUAGGAAGCAUAUUAGAGAGACACUACAAGAGGAACUUAAAGUAGGCAUAAAAGACAAAUACACCAUUAAUAAUGAUGCUGGACUGAAGAAUACAUGGGACCAAAUUCAGUUAAAGUUUGACUGCUGUGGGGUGAAGGAGUACACAGACUGGCACAAGAUUGCAGCUUGGCCUGAGAAGGAAUGGGUUCCUCAGUCUUGUUGCUUAGCAGAAUUCAGAAAAAAUUCUACUUGUGGUAAAACCCGUGAUAUCUACAUGUGGCAUCAACAGGGCUGCUAUAUGAAAAUCCAUAUGUGGCUGAUGGAGCGUUUGUACAUCAUGGGUAUCAUCUGUAUGGCAUUUGCUUUUAUCCAGCUGUUUGGUCUUAUCUCUGCCAUGUUACUGAUAUGUACAGUAGAAGAUAAAAGAAAGUCGAGGUGACAUAGUUAUACCAUUGAGAUAUUGUCCUUAUUGGUGUGGCAGUCUAGUAGAAUCUAUAAACUAAUUUGACUUGCAUCUUAUCUAAAUUAAGUGGGGAUUGUAGUUGCUGUGAUUAAACAUCUUAUGGCAGUCUUCCUAGGGAAGUGUUUGUUUACAAGUUACUGCAUUGUUAAUUGCCAAAAAAAUGGCAUGUGGAUAUAUAUAUAUAUAUAUAUAUAUAUAUAUAU